AUGGGUGGCGAUCCAGGCGCAACCACCUCCACGGCAUACUCGCAGGCCAAGAUUUCAGUGUGGUGGGACAUUCACAACUGUUGCGUUCCUAACGGCCAAGACGCUCACUCCGUCGCGCAGAACAUAACCUCCGCUCUCGUCAACUCCAACUACCGCGGCGCCGUCUCCAUCUCUGCCUACGGCGACACCAACCGCAUUCCGCCGCCCAUCCAGCACGCCCUCUCCAGCACCGGCGUCGCUCUCAACCACAUCCCCGCCGGUGUGAAAGAUGCGAGCGACAGGAAGAUCCUAGUGGACAUGCUGCUAUGGGCAAUAGACAAUCCCGCCCCCGCUAACUACUUGCUCAUAUCCGGCGACAGAGACUUCUCCAACGCGCUUCACCAACUCAGCAUGCGAAGGUACAACAUUCUCCUCGCGCAUCCGCCGCAAAUUUCUCCCUCCCUCUUCGCCGCCGCCAAAGUCGUUUGGCUUUGGACAACCCUCUCCGCCGGCGGUGGCCCUCUCCACGUUGCCGAUUCCGACUCUGCCUCCGCCGUUAAACCCACCCCUCUCCCUGAACCACCUAUUCAUUUCAAAUCCGAAACUAAAUACUUAAGAAAAAGUACUACGAAAUCCCCAAUUCCACCUCUUCAAAUACCUGACGAGAGUAAGAGUACCAACAAUGAUGUCCCUAAUACGGAACCGCCCCAACCACCGAGAAAGUUCGUUAUCGGAGCUCCUCAUGAAUUCUUUGCUAGCAAAUGUAACCAGCCCGUAAUCCCCAUCCCAAUGCCAACUCUUUGUAAGUUGAAUGAUGAAACUUCGAUUCCUCAAGAUUCACGCCAACAUUCUUCGAGGCAAAAGUUAAUUGAAAUUCCUCAUGUUCUGAAUGUUGCUACUCAUACGUGGGAUGGUUCUAGACUAAGCAUUAGCCAUCCUGAGUUCAAUGUGGAGAGGCUUAUCGAUGUUAUUAUGAGAACUCUAAACUUUCUCAAGGUUGAAAAGGUUGUGUCCACCGAGGCAAAUAUAACCGAUUGCAUUCGUUAUGGGGAUCCCGUAUAUCAAACAAUUGAUGUUAGGAAGGCCUUGGAUUUUGCCAUUGACCAAGGUAGGAUAGAGAAACGAUUCUUUGGGGCGUUGCAUUUGUAUAUUGGGAGAAAUGAGACGCUCUGGAAGUGUGUGAACCAUGCAGGGGGUCAUCCUAGUGAUUACCCACAAGAAACGUGGGACAGAGUUAAGCAAUUCCUUACUUCAUCAAGAGGGAGAUCGUUGCUUUUGGUUUCGCGUUGCAGAUUUGAAGCCUGUUUGAUUCUAAAGAGAUCGUGCCUUGAAGAGGUUGUAUUAGGGGACGCGCUUAAAAUUCUAGAGAUGAUGAUCACAGUCAAGAAAUGGAUUAUACAUCAUCAUAGUGGGUGGCAGCCGAUUACCAUUAGGCUUAAGGAGAGUAAAGGUGAUGCAGAUAUUGAUUCUGAUGAUAAUCUAGAUCCAAUGUGA
Messenger RNA from Sphenostylis stenocarpa, 1473 nucleotides. Lineage: Eukaryota; Viridiplantae; Streptophyta; Magnoliopsida; Fabales; Fabaceae. The record is from the annotation of a GenBank genome assembly.